Molecule: messenger RNA, 1333 nt
Organism: Homo sapiens (human)
Lineage: Eukaryota; Metazoa; Chordata; Mammalia; Primates; Hominidae
Gene: C16orf90
Product: chromosome 16 open reading frame 90
Exons: 3
Coding region: 451-978 (175 amino acids)
Source: RefSeq, marked validated
GGUACACCUGUCGGCCCUUGCGAAGACCGGAGAGUAGGACGGGGCCGCCGUCCUUGAGGGAGUCCAGGGCCAGCUGAUCGAAAGUCAGGAUCUUGGCCCCCACCCUGAGGAUGCCGCUGUGGGCCGGCUGGUCACGGGCAGCGCACACACCUUAAGUUUGGGCACCUCCUGAACCCUCGCGUCAUCCGUUAAGCGUCCCCACAACCACGGCCGUUUUGUUUUCCCAGCCAGGAAGCUUCAUCUUCCGGAUCAUCCGGGAAACGGACAGAGGUGGCCGGUUGGUGCGACUCAUAAACAACCUCUUCAGCACAACCUGGUUGAAUGUGGAGUUAGUUCGUCUGGACGGUAACCUGUACAGCUUGACCAACAAACAGCCUCAGUUAGAUAUCCUGGCUCUUGGGCUCUUUGCGCCGAACCUUUAGGUCCUUCUUGUGGCGGACGUCAGCUCCCAUGAUGGCGCUUCCUGCUUGGCCAGAUGCAGUGAGCCAGGCCCAAGGACGCCCCGGCCACCCUGACGCACCCCCCAACAUCUACGAGGGGGGCCUGGGGUCCCCGCAGCCGCAGUGCCCCAGUGCCCAGGGAAGCAAGCCCAAGAACUUCCGGCUGCGCCACCUCCGGGGCCUGGGCCUCUACCUGGAGAGCCACCCGCCACCCACUGGCCAGUGUGAGAGCCACUGGCUGGGCCGGCUUAUGGCUGGGGGCUGCCUGCCACAGCCUGAGGGCACAGCCUGGGCCCUGGACCUGCCACAGGGGACUCUGGGCCCACGUAACAGCCUCUGUUCAGCCCUUCUGGAAGCCCGAUUGCCCAGGGACAGCCUGGGAAGCAGUGCUUCCAGUUCCAGCAUGGACCCAGACAAGGGUGCCCUCCCCCAGCCUAGUCCUUCUAGGCUCAGGCCCAAGAGGUCCUGGGGGACCUGGGAAGAGGCCAUGUGUCCCUUGUGCAAGAGAACCCGCUCUGGGGCCCUGGAGAGGCCAUAGGGAUCCCGAGUGCCAGGACUGGGUACAGGAGGGGCAGGAUGGCCGAGGAGGCAGCCUGAGCAGGAGGGGCUCGGCCCCCGGCAGUGGCCCUGCCACAUGGGGUGGCCCAGGCAGCGGCCCAGCGCCCAGGCCUGGGCCUCGGGAGAAUGUGAUGGGGAGAGGGAGGAGGAGGAGGUUCCGAGGGAGGGGCAGAAGCAAUAGAAGCAUGGCCGUGCCCUUGCAGCCUGCUUAGACUCCAGUCAGCCACUUGUACCUGGGAGGCCGGGCUGAGUGCAGAAUCAGGCCCCCCCGCCACCGCCUCCCUGAGAGGCCGGGGAGCCCACAGCUCUGAUCUCAAUAAAAGCCAAGGCCUGCA